AUGGCGGACAAGGACAAGAAAGAUAGUGCUGAGUUUGUGCUCAAAAUUGAUGUCGACAAGAUUAUUUUUGCGGGGAAGAAGCUUGGAGAUGAAACGAUAUCGACGACGUUCAAAAUUGCGAAUCCGACGAAGGAACGGAUAGUGUUCAAAGUGAAGUGCACUUCGAAUGAUAUGUUCAGAAUUCGUCCUCCCGUGGGAUCCAUCAAUGGUGGUGAAGAUUCAACAGUGACGGUCUCGUUUAACGCCGGAAAAUCGAUUCCAGACUCUGGAAAGCACUAUUUCGCAGUCUACUACAUUAAAACUAGCGAUAAAGAAAAGGCGGCCCGACAAGUUUGGGGUGAUCAUAAAGGUGAUGCGGAGGGCACGAAACGAAUCUAUAUUGAUUUCAACAAGGAGAAGGAUAAGAAGGAUGAAUCGAAGGAUAAGAAGAAGAAGGAUGAAAAGAAGGAAAAGAAGGAGGAGAAGAAAGAGGAAGAAAAGAAGGAGGAGAAGAAGGAGGAGAAGAAAGAGGAUGAAAAGAAGGAAGAGAAAAAGGAGGAGAAGAAGGAAGAGAAGAAAGAGGAGAAGAAGGAGGAAAAGAAGGAGGAGGAGAAGAAAGAGGAAAAGAAAGAGGAGGAGAAGAAGGAGGAGAAGAAGGAGGAAGAAAAGAAGGAAUGA
Messenger RNA from Caenorhabditis bovis, 657 nucleotides. The record is from the annotation of a GenBank genome assembly. Lineage: Eukaryota; Metazoa; Nematoda; Chromadorea; Rhabditida; Rhabditidae.